Messenger RNA from Amblyraja radiata (thorny skate), 6149 nucleotides. RefSeq names its product AT-rich interaction domain 5B (gene arid5b). Gene Ontology annotation, molecular function: transcription cis-regulatory region binding. The coding region runs from base 436 to 3999 and encodes 1187 amino acids. Lineage: Eukaryota; Metazoa; Chordata; Chondrichthyes; Rajiformes; Rajidae. Gene Ontology annotation, cellular component: nucleus. The transcript is spliced from 10 exons. The record is from RefSeq and is a predicted model, not a curated record. Gene Ontology annotation, biological process: regulation of transcription by RNA polymerase II.
CAAAAACCGCGGCGAAAAAUGAACCCCCGCCUCCGACCCGCCGGCAACCGGGCCAGGGGUGAUCCGGACAGCCGCCCCCUCCCGCCCGCCGCCCCGGCUGCAUUUCUACCCGCGCCGGGGGCCGCAAGCAUCGCAAUUCGGCGCGCCUCGGGGUUGCAAAGGCAGACUUACAGAUCACUUUGCAGAAGAAAAACAAUAGGACUUUCAGGCGUUUGGUGCAGUUUGGGGAGGAGGUAUCAAAACUUGGGGGGAGGGGCGAUAAUUGGGUGCAGACUGCGAUCAUAUUGGAUGUGUCUGGGGAAAGAGAAAUGAAUUUCAUAUUGCACCAUCUCUGCACUUUCCUACGAAAUAUUCUUGGAGCUGCCAGGACCUCGCACAUUCAUUCAAGCCAACUUUGGAAGAGAAUGUAGACUUCAAUCAAUUGAGAAGGGCGAUAUGGAGACGGACUCAAUCAAGUGGGUCGGCUCUCCGUGCGGUUUACACGGAGCCUACAUUUUCUACAAAGCUUUCAAAUUCAGUCUUGAAGGCAGACCAAGAAUCCUCUCCCUCGGAGACUUUUUCUUUGUAAGAUGUAAGCCAGGAGCUCCGAUUUGCAUAGCAGAACUCCAGCUGUUGUGGGAAGAGAGAAACAACAAGCAACUUUUGUCGAGUUCCAAACUCUACUUUCUCCCCGAAGAUAUACCCGAAGGAAGGUCGAUCGGCCACGGAGAGGAUGAAGUUGUGGCUGUUUCAGAGAAAGUAGUUGUGAAGCUGGAUGACCUGAUGAAAUGGACGUGCUCGGAUUUCAGCACAUGGACACGAGGCCUCGGUGCCGUGUCACUGAAACCCUCGAAGAGAAAGGAGCUGAGGAACAAUGGACAGAGGGAAACCUUGCAUCACUACAGGCAAUGCACUCUCAACAAUGGCCUCAGUUUCAAGGAUGUGUUAAAAGAAAAGGCUGACCUUGAUGCCGAGGAUGAUGAUGUUGAAGAUAGUGGCGACACAGACGAUACCAAAGUCAUCGUCCUCAGUUACCCGCAGUACUGUCGAUACCGUACCAUGCUGAAGAGGAUUCAGAACCGAUCGUCCGCAUGGUUGGUCGACCAGUUUGUGAUGGCAUUGGGUGGCAUUGCGAUCCUGAACGAAAGUACCCGCAUCCUGUACUGUCGCGACACGUUUGAUCAUCCAACUCUGCUUGAAAGCGAGAGUGUCUGCGAUGAACUUGCGCUUAAUCUCAAAGGCCGACCUCGGAAGAAGAAGGCUUGUUCCCAGAAGCGGGAUGCACAAGGUCUAAAUGGCUUGAGAGACUCCAAUGAGGAUUCGGACGGGAAGAGCAAUCCCAAGUCGAAAUGUGAGCCCAAAACCACGAUGGUAAAGCCCAAGAAUAACAACGGCAACUGCAAAAAUAUCGCAGCUGAUGAAAAAUCAAAGGUUACAGCAGGCGAUGAAUGUAGAGCAGAGGAACAGACUUUCCUUGUCACACUUUACAAGUACAUGAAAGAAAGGAGUACUCCAAUAGAAAGGAUACCCUAUCUUGGCUUUAAACAAAUUAACCUUUGGACUAUGUUUCAAGCAGCCCAAAAUCUGGGAGGAUAUGAAGCGAUAACGGCACGUCGGCAGUGGAAGCAGAUCUACGAUGAAUUAGGAGGCAAUCCCGGAAGCACCAGUGCCGCCACAUGUACGCGCAGACAUUACGAGAGGCUGAUCCUGCCCUAUGAAAGAUAUAUCAAAGGGGAAGAAGACAAGCCUCUACCUCCAGUCAAACCUCGGAAACAGGAGAACAGCUCCCAAGAGACGGAAAACAGAAUGAAGGCAGCUGGAACCAAGCGGAAAAAUGAGCAAAACAGAAAAGUGAAAAAAGAAAAGGAUGCCACUAAGAAAAUGAAAGAGUAUUCUGAGGUAACUUCGGCGCCGGAGUGUGUGGCGGAGACGGAGUGUUCGAGAGAAGCGCUGGCCUCCAUGGCAGAGGGAGAGGCGACGAGGUUGGAGGCGGAGGAGCGGCCAAGCCAAGACCUUGCCGAGGGCUCUGACAGCGGAGUGGCACCGACCGACGACAACGGCGGCCAAACCGGCGAAGAGCGGUUGGAGGGGAAGGAAGCCGAGGCGCCGUAUCCGCAGGGUGGCCUCGCGUCCGACUCGGGGGAAGUGGCGGCGGCGGCGGCGGCGGCGGCAACAACGCCAUGCCCGGAGGAGGCACAACCCCCCUCGACGGGCGCGGACCCCUCUGCGUCCGGCCGCAGUCUGGAGGAUCCGCCGCACCCACCCGACCAGCAGGAGGAAACGCCGGCCAAGGUGGGCCCUACUGACCAAUCCCCCGAGAGAGACUCCAACGUGCCGGCUCAGGCCGAGCAGAAGGAGCCGCCGCUGCCGAAUGGUGGGCAGAGACAGCACCCUCGGCACCCAGCCAAGGUGAACACAAACCCCCCACCUUGCCCCCACAGGGAGAAGGAAGAGGUACUUGCAGCGACUAAGUGCGACGGCUGCCCCAGCUACUUGCCCGUGGUGUACUCCAGAGGACAUCCCGGUAUCAUGUCACCACUGGCCAAGAAGAAGUUCCUCUCGCAGGUCAGUGGCACGUUGCCCAACAACUACUCCAUCGGGGCACCGCCCCCCUUGCUCAGCAGUAAGAAAGCCGGCGAGAACGGAGAGGAAGGGAUCCCGACCGAGAGCAGCUUCCUGCAAGGCUCCUCGUCAGACCAGCUUGCCGUCAAUCGGCCUUCUGUCAUCCAACGGGCACACAGUUUCCAGAAGAGAAGUGGAGACGAGCGAGGGGAAGCGUUCAAGCACGAUGGGUUGGGCAAACUAACGGACUCUGAGGCGGCCUGCCUCUCGAACCAUCAUCUCAACUGCUCGGACUCCUUCAAAGGUGCCGCUCCUUACCCUUUCACCGCCGACCUGCUGGACAAUGAAAAUAAAAACCCCGAGAAGAAAGUUUGCCGACCGUCGCAAGUGACGGGGUUCUUGGCAGAUUUCUAUUCCUCCCCCCAUCUACACAGUCUGUACAAACACACAGAGCAUCACCUGAGCAACGACCAUACGUCAAAGUACCUGAACAACAUCACCAAGGAGAAGGGUUCGUUAUUUGUGCCCCACAAAAACCAGGACGCAGCCUAUAUAAAUUAUCUCUCGACUUUGCACCAGCCCGAGAAAAAGUUUGGAGUGAAAGCGCCCACGGAAGAGCAGCCGACUGACCUGAGCCUGCCAAAGUUGAAGAAAAUGUUACCCAGGAACCUGGCGGGUGCGGCACUUCCACCAUCGUUGCAGCUCGAUGUUAAAUGCACGACCGCCUUCUCCGACUGCCACCCCAAAGCCUGCCGUGUCCCUCCAAUGCCCAUGGUGGCCAACGCCAACGCCAACGCCAAGGCCAGCGACGCCGGUAACGUGCCCACAAAGCUGGAGGAGGCGGUCAGACCCACCACGGGCUGCAAAGGUGGGCCGCAGGUUGUCGGCACAACAAAGCCCGUCAAAAGGAACCGGGAUCGAGCAGAAAGUGGUGGCAGCGAGAGCCCAGAGAAGAAACUCCGGGCUGUGUCACCCAUCGCAAAGGAGCCGGCGGUGAAAGAAAAGACUUGCAAUUUUGAAGGCGAAAGCAGCAAGGUCCUGCCACCAGGGAUUUUCUUGGAGGGUCACAAGUUCCAGCUGCCAACUCCAAUUUUCCCCGGUGUGUACCCUGGAGCUUUUGUGUCUCAGGUGCAAGAUAUGUGCGAUGGCUUGAGCUCCCAUUUCCCCGUUGACUACGCCCACCCCUUACAAUACUUGAAGAACCAAGCUGUGCUCUCUCCACUUAUGCAACCACUCGCCAUCCAUUCCUUCAUGAUACCGGCGAUGCAAAGACAGAUCCUGGCUUCGACCAGCGCUUCCCCACAUCUGUAUAGACAUCUGUCCAUGGCUGCCAGCCCAGUCGCGGCCUCGUACGGAGACAUUUUGCACCAUAGUCUUUACCCCCUAGCUUCUCUAAACCCCCAGGUUGCCUAUUCCACCUCGCCAAUCUCUUCUCUACAUCCCAGCACAAAACUAUAAACACUUCAUAUCAUGAACGUUAUUGAAAACAUCAAAGUGUAGUGUAUCAGCCUUACAUUCCACAUUACAUUGUAAGACUUUGUGACUGCAAGCUGCCAGCAACUGGUUUAUGUACUACUUGUAUUCACUCUAGGUGUUGUUAUCAUCUACAGAUCGUAACGUUUGUGUUUUAUUUUUUUUAAGUACGUGUAGUGAUUAGAUUCUUUGUACAUAGAAUCUUUUUCGUCUGUGACUUAACACUAUCACCAGUAGACUAGCCACACAUUUAAUGAGUGUAAAUAUUCACUACAAACAUUUACAUCUUAAUUAAUUUAUGCAACCGUAGUCGGGAUCCGUGUGCCACAUUUGUUGUUUUAUUGGUGCGUUUCUCGCAGUGUCAAAUGAUGGAUGUAUUGAGAAUUGUGUUCUUGUUCCAGAACAGGAUAGACAUAAUAACUACAGGAAGUUCUCUGCAGCUGUAAAUGUCUGUUUGGAUUCUUUUGAAUCCUUUCUGUCGAGCCCAUAUGUGGCAUUUAAUUUCUGCACUAUGUAAUAGUGCACCAAAUUUUUUUCCCCCCACUGUUUUUCUUUGGAUAUAAUUGCCAUUCUCUUGGUUGUUAAGAGCUAGACUGUUCUCAAUGUACAAUAGAUCCAUUUGCAGAAUAAAUUAACUAUAACUUGAGAAGCAUUUGCCUUAGUUUUAAUAAUGUUUAAUAAUACAUGUAAAUAUGUCAAAUGUGGCUUUCAUACUGUUAUUGUUGUCGCUGGCAGGGCUCCCAACCCCGCUGUUGUUAAAUGCCCACCCAACCACACAUGUUAAAGAUUUGUACAUAGAGAUAAGCUGACUGUAAUUCAUAAUUGCUGCGUUACAGGAAAAUAAUUUUGUAUUUAGAUUCUGCCCACUUUGCAUUUAAGGUUACACAAAUAUAGCUGCAAGGGUUCUUUCUGAGGUCCCGCAUAAAGAUUUGUCAAUCAAAUAUUUAAACUGUAAAUCUCAUGUAAACAGGGCAGGUUUUGAAAAGAAGCGAGAGAGAGAGAGAGAGAGAGAGAGAGUAGCUGAAUAAUAAAAUGGGGGAAAAAACACAAGAGUCCACUUUAGCAUCCGCUAGCAUUCUACUGGUUUUUGUAAUAAAGCCCCUUCAGUCUAUUCCCGAUGUCUCUGCAGCUGUUGGUGAAGCUUUAAUAAGAUUUGUGUUGAAAUGCAAUUCUGGCUCUUUGUUCAACUCCUGAGCUUGGCUCGAAAUCUUUGGCAGCCUUUUGUUUCUCAUUUAGACUUUGGAAAAUGUCACUUUACUUUUAAAAGUGCCCUCAAAUUAAACAUAGGCAAAUACUUUCAAAGAAGGUCUUUCUUAAACUUAUUACAACAUUUGCUUCUGGAGGACUUAACAUUUGAUUACAAUAAUUUCCUUUCAGUUCCACACUAAACAUGUUUAAUUGAUGCCUCAGUAUUGCAUGUGGUUUUCUGGCAGCCUUGCUGCUACAUCAAGAACUAGCUGUGCCUUUUCAUUUCAACAACGCAUUAAAGCUUCAAUACUUAACUGCACAUGUUUGUCGAUGGUACACCACAGUCACAUCUGGUGCAGCUUUGUAAAGAGCACUAUGAUCACAAGUAUUGUGAAAUCAGGAUAUAUUAUUUUUGUUGGGUUCCAUGCUCAUAAUGAUCAUAACAGGCACUUAAGAGAUUGUUUGCGUGAUUGUGGCCGUAUUACUUACAAGGAGUGUAGUCCUCAUAUGGUUGUUUUAUUCACCACAAUGCAUAGCUAAAAUAUUUUCAAUCUUAUCAGCAAGAUGUUUAUACUGACAUGUUAUUGUUAUAAAAACUUGUAUUUUGUAAAUAAUGAACACAUUUCUUUUUGCAUUUUUGUUUUGGUUCUGCAGCACAUUUUCAUGUAUGGUGAUUUGUACAUAGUUAAAAGUGAAGACUGGUAACAUUGAGAUGAGUCCUAAUAGUUUUAAGGUUAUUGAGUAACCUUACAUUGGGUUCAAACUAUAAGUCUAAUGUUGCUGAGCCAAAUGUAAACACUAAAGUUUUGUUUUUGUAUGUUCUUAAAGUGUACUUCUUGGCAAAUGCUUUUGAUACUUUGUGCCAAUAGUUUAUCAAUCACAUAGCUGGCAAAAUAUUUUGUACUUUCUGAUCCACUGUUAUAUUUAAUAAAAGUUUUACUACUUAA